AUGCGUAACUACUACUCAGAAACUUUUAAAAAAGGAAAAUACGAUGACUAUGAAGCUGUAUUUAAGGAAUGGUUACAGGAAACUAUCAUCGAAGUAUUAGAUAGUGAAUUGGGAAAUCCUUGUCAUUAUUUGCCUCAUAGAGGUAUGUUUAAAGGAAAUUCUACUACGAAGGUACGCCCUGUAUUUGAUGCUUCGUGUAGAAGUAAGAACUCACUUUCGCUCAACGACUGUCUAGAAACAGUACCAAAUCUUAUCGAAAACAUUCCUCCAUUACUUAUGAGAUUUCGUCAGAAAGAAAUUGGCGUAGUUUUAGAUAUAAAAAAGCCCUUUUUACAGAUAUCUGUGGCCAAAGAAGACCAAGAUUUUCUUAGAUUCAUAUGGUGGGAAGAUUAUAAGGAAAGAAAACAAAAAAUUUAUCGUCACCGACGAGUAGUGUUUGAACUUACGAGCAGCCCUUUCUUGCUAGCUGCCGUUCUAGAUUACCAUUUGGAACAAAAUGAAAGUCAUUUUCCUGAAACCGUAGAAAAGCUGACGAAUGCAUUCUAUGUGGAUAACUGCAUAACUUCGAUAACUAGUCAAGAUGAACUUAAGAAAUUCAUUUUUGAAGCAAAACGGAUUCUGGCUACUGGUUGUUUCGAUUUAAGAGGUUGGGAACAUUCCAGUCUAACAGGUGAAGAAUGA
Stegodyphus dumicola is the source of this 681-nucleotide messenger RNA. RefSeq lists its product as uncharacterized. Lineage: Eukaryota; Metazoa; Arthropoda; Arachnida; Araneae; Eresidae. The record is from RefSeq and is a predicted model, not a curated record.